Molecule: messenger RNA, 1176 nt
Organism: Quercus robur (English oak)
Lineage: Eukaryota; Viridiplantae; Streptophyta; Magnoliopsida; Fagales; Fagaceae
Product: NEDD8-specific protease 1-like
Exons: 2
Coding region: 169-921 (250 amino acids)
Biological process (GO): proteolysis
Molecular function (GO): cysteine-type peptidase activity; deNEDDylase activity
Source: RefSeq, a predicted model, not a curated record
UAUGGCGGCAAAGAUUACACAUCUUCUUAAAAGUGUCCUUUAGCUUCACACUCUGCUAUCUCUCCGUCUUAAUCGCCAAGCCUUUGAGAACGUGAAUUCUUGUCCGUGCCAAAUCGAUGCCGCUUUUGUAGCUCCUGAUUCAGACAUCAAAACUUCAGAUUCAUAAUCAUGAAUGACAAAGAGGUUCUGACAUAUGAAGAUAUUGUUUUGAGAGUGUCAGAUUUGGAUAUUCUGGAAGGACCCUGUUAUCUCAAUGAUCAAAUAAUUGCAUUCUACUUCGGUUAUCUGUCUUCCUCAUGUGACUCGCAUGAUAUCCUUCUUGUUCCACCUUCGGUGUCUUUCUGGCUUGCUAAUUGCAAAGAGGAGGCUCUCAAAGAUAUCAUAGAACCCCUCAAAUUAUCAAGCAAGAAAUUGGUUCUAUUCACUGUGAACGACAAUGAUGAUCUGAGUGGUGGUGAUAGUGGUACACAUUGGAGUUUGCUUGUUUAUGAUAGGAGUAGCAAUACAUUUUCACAUCAUGACAGCAUGGAGGGAGUAAAUAAUUCUCAUGCUAUGAAGCUUUACGAGGCUGUCAAGGGAUUUAUGGGACCAACUGCCAAACCAAACACAGCAUCAUCAUCUACACCCAAAGGUAGAAUGAAGAAAAAGAAAGAUGUGGGUGCAACUGCCAAAGCUGUGGCAGUUGCUGAUGCUGAACCUUCCUUUAUAGAAUGUGAUACACCACAACAAACGAAUGGAUAUGACUGUGGACUUUAUGUCAUUGCCAUUGCCAAAGUAAUCUGUCAAUGGCAUUCAAGUAAAAAGAAGGGCAAGGAAAGCAACUGGAUUUCUGCUAUAGAGAGGCAAGUUAAUGCAUCUUUAGAGAUGACAAUGAGAGAUGAGCUACUGAAGCUCAUUGAAAAUUUAAGGAAGGAGGAUUGAGGCAAGCAUAUGAAAGAUACUUGUUGAGGGGAAAGAUUUCUGAACAAACAAGUACAGAGCUUUGGACUUAACCACAUGCAUGUAUAGAUACUGCAUUGAAAGCAAAUUCUGUUACCAUCAAGAAAACUUGUCCAUAUGUAUUUUUUUCUCUCCUUUCAUACCUGUAACAGCAUUGCAGUGUACAGUUAGAAGCACUCUACCAUGUUACAAUUUUAACAAAAAGUGAUAAAUGCGAUUUACACACAAUUGUUUUUA